Messenger RNA from Dicentrarchus labrax (European seabass), 10568 nucleotides. It is a transcript of the gene adamtsl3, whose product is annotated as ADAMTS-like 3. Gene Ontology annotation, cellular component: extracellular matrix. Gene Ontology annotation, molecular function: metalloendopeptidase activity. NCBI's taxonomy places the organism in Eukaryota, Metazoa, Chordata, Actinopteri, Moronidae. Gene Ontology annotation, biological process: extracellular matrix organization. The coding region runs from base 319 to 5544 and encodes 1741 amino acids. The transcript has 33 exons. The record is from RefSeq and is a predicted model, not a curated record.
CCAAGUUGUGUGUCAGGCAGGCAGACAGGCUGUGCGCCGCUCCGAGCCUUGAGACACUUUACCGGAGACAGAAAGUAGCUGCCGGCGUGCAGGUCCGUGUGACAGCUCUGUGGUCUCCGUCGGUCACUUUGUGGACGUUUCCGUGUUGGACUCGGGGUGUGGACUCUGAGGGUAGGUGCUCGGUGGAUUAUCGGGCUGUAUUUGGAGAAUACCUGACGUUGCAUCCCCAUAUGAGCGCAUAGACCCACCGCCCCCUCAAAAGGUAGGGGCUCACCCAGCUGUAGAGAGACCCUGACCUGGGUAAAAAUCCAGACGAAGAUGGAGUCAUUUAUCCUCUGGAAGGCUGUCCUCAUCUUCCUCACAUUUCCCUCUGCCCAGUGUUCAGAGAGCCAGCCCCAGAGUGCAGUGUUCCUGCCAGAGUUCGCCCUCUCCCCUCAGGGCAGCUUCAUGGAGGAAGCCACAGAAGAUCAGUUCCUGACCUACAGAUACGACGACCAGGCAUCCAGGAUGACUCGUUCAGAUGAAGACAGGGACGCCGGGUGGGACGCCUGGGGCCCCUGGAGUGACUGCUCUCGAACCUGUGGGGGAGGAGCCUCCUACUCUCUACGACGCUGCCUCAAUGGAGGAAGCUGUGAAGGCAAAAACAUCCGCUACAGAGCCUGCAGCACCAUGGACUGUCCAGCAGAGUCAGGGGAUUUCCGGGCCCAGCAGUGUUCAGCGCACAAUGACAUCAAGUACCAGGGUGUCACCUAUGAGUGGGUCCCAGCACCUUAUGACCCGUCGGCACCCUGUGCACUGCGGUGUCAGGCCAAAGGGAGAGGUCUCACUGUUGAGCUUGCCCCCAAGGUGCUGGACGGGACGCGGUGCCGGGCGGAUGCAUUUGACAUGUGCAUCAGUGGAGUGUGUCAGGAGGUGGGCUGUGAUCGCCAGCUGGCCAGCGUUGCCAGGGAGGAUAACUGCGGCGUCUGUGGUGGCGACGGCUCUACAUGCCGGCUGGUACGAGGGCAGGCCCUACCCCACCUUACACCCGAACAAUCUCUAAAGACAGUGCUGGAGGUGCCGGUGGGGAGCCGCUUUCUCAGACUCAAUGCCAAAGGACCUGCUACUAUAGUCAUCGAAACCGUCUCUCUUCAGGGGAAGAAGGAGGAGAUCAGUCUGGGGUCCACAGGGUCCUACGUGAUAGGAAACACCUCCUUUGAAUUCCAAAGAGGGACGGACAGGCAGACGCUCAGGACGCGUGGCCCACUCAACGCUGAUUACAUUAUCAAGAUGAAGUAUGGAGGCUCCAAAGACACAGUAGUCCAGUUUCUCUUCUACCAGCCAAUCAGGUACCAGUGGAGAGAGACUGACUUCUUCCCCUGCUCAGUCACCUGUGGAGGAGGCUAUCAGCUGAACUCUGCAGAGUGCACGGACAUCCAGUCUAACCAGACGCUGCCUGAGCAUCAUUGUAACAGCUAUCCUGAAAACACCAAACCUACACCGAAACUCAAGGAGUGCAACAUGGACCCCUGCCCAGAAAGUGAUGGAUUCAAAGAGGUGAUGCCAUACGAUCACUUCCAACCUCUGCCUCGUUGGGAGCCGGGCCCCUGGACCCAGUGCUCAGUGUCCUGUGGUGAAGGUGGCGGCUGGCAGGACCGCAGCGUGCUGUGUGUGGAGGAGGACACCCAUGGACAGUUCUCCCAGGUGGAGGAGUGGAAGUGCACCCACUCCCCUCGACCUAUCACCCGACAGAUUUGCAACACCUUCGCUUGCCCCCAGUGGGUGGCCAUGGAGUGGUCUCAGUGCACAGUGACGUGUGGCCGUGGCCUGCGGUACCGGGUGGUUCUGUGCAUCGACCAUCGUGGACAGCACAUCGGAGGCUGUGAAGCAUCACUCAAACCUCACGUGAAAGAAGACUGUCUGGUCCCUAUUGCCUGCCACAAGCCCCGAGAAUCCCUGCCAGUGGAGGCCAAGGUGCCCUGGUUAAAACAAGCCCACGAACUGGAGGAACACAAAACUGCUACAGAGGACCCCACGUUCGUACCCGGGCCCUGGUCACCCUGCAGUGCCACCUGUGGGGCUGGAAGGCAAACUCGGGAGGUGAAGUGCCGGGUUCUGCUCUCAUUCACCAAGACGGAGGUGGACCUUCCAGAAGGGGAGUGUGGCGAGGACAAACCAAAUCUUGAGAGGCCCUGCAACCAGGGGCCAUGUUCUAAAGUUCCAGGCAUCUCUUCAGGCCUUGAGGACCAUGGGGCCCCUUACAUCCAGACAGAGGAAGUGUACAGCUGGGACUACAGGGGCUUUACUGCCUGCUCAGCCACAUGUGCUGCUGGGAAGCAGAAAGCAGUUGUGAGGUGUGUUGACAGGAAGCAGGGUGAGGAGGUGGAAGACUCUCUGUGUGAUUCAUCCAGCAGGCCACCAGUAAUGAUCCGUAUCUGUGACCCUGAGCCAUGCCCUCCAAGAUGGGAGGUGACGGUAUGGACCGGCUGCUCUGCGUCCUGCGGCGUUGGCAUACAGACCAGGAGCGUGUUUUGCAUGAGUCUGUUGUCCAUCGACCAGCAGGACAUUCUGACUGUUUCAGAGGACGAGUGCAGGGAAUUUAAACCUUCCAUCCUGCAACCCUGCAACCAGGUGGACUGUCCUCCUGCCUGGGAGACCGAGCCCUGGCAGCAGUGCUCGCAGUCCUGUGGUGGGGGUGUCCAGGUGCGGAAAGUCUACUGUAAGCAGCUCCUGUCCACAGGAGCCUAUAGGAUGCUGGGGGACAAGUCCUGCUGGGGGGCCAAACCUGCCACUAACAGAAGCUGCAGCAACACUGACUGUCUGCCCUACAUGGCUGGAGGAGAAUGGGGAAAGUGCUCAGUGUCCUGUGGUGUGGGGAUCCAGUGGAGGGAGCCCCUUUGCCGCCAGUUGACGGGCGUGGGCCAGCAGGUGACGUUGGCCAAGGAGCUGUGCUUAGGGCUGCCCUCCCCACUGCUCCUGCGAACCUGUCGCAUGAUGGCCUGUCCCAAAACCAAGAAAGAGAUGAGACCCAAAGCCACCAAGAAGGUUCCGGUGAAGUACCAAGUCAAGCAGGCAGUAAGACAUCCAGCAAAGGCCAGAGGCUAUAACCCCGGGGUUAAACAGUGUCCGUUACUCAUGGGUGAGCACCAUAUCUACAUUCAGACCCGCAAGGAAAAACGCCUGCGCCUGACCAUCGGCGGUCACGCCUACCUAUUACCCAACACCUCACUGGUUAUCAAAUGCCCUGUCAGAAGGUUCCCUAGAGAGUACAUCCGUUGGCGGAAAGACGGCCGCCUCCUGCUCAAUUCCAAACGCCUGGUUGUAAGCAAAUCUGGCUCUCUGAAGAUCAACUCUGUGGGGGCAGAGGACAUCGGGGUGUAUAAGUGUGUUGCUGGACCUGCCUCAGACAUCUUCACUCUCCAGCUAAUAGGUAGAGACAGCAGGCCAACUGGCAGACCAUCUACUGCCAGUCCUAGUCCCGACUCGCAAUGGAUGAUGCCCAGCUGUCAUAGCCACUACCCAAGCUCAGAGUUGUUCUGGUCUCAAAUUCGUGUGUCUCUGCUGCCCCCCGGUGUCCACGAGACUUCUCUGCAGCCACUGGUGGAGGAGAGGCUGAGUAAUAUUACGCUGCAGGCCGACAGAGAGGAAAUCAAGCAGGAGCAGGCCUCAGAGCUCAUCUCCUCACUGCUGACCCACAUGCCUUCUGCCCAGCUCUGGACCAGGACUACAGAGGGAGGAGGACAAGUGAAAGUUGCAAACAGACCAGUGAUCAUCAGACAGCAGCAGACCCCCCAGCUGAUUUUUCAGAAAAACAUCAACAUUAGCGUCGGACAGAGCGCCCUCGUCACCAACACCACCCAAUCGCUGACUGUGCUCUGUUCUGCAAAUGGCUUCCCGCCUCCCAUAAUAUUCUGGAACAAAGACGGAGUUUUUCUACAGCAAAGUUUCAGGGUGUCAUGGAAUAGAUCUGGACUCCACAUCCUUCAGCCCAGAGCGUUUGACCAAGGCCAGUACCAGUGCACAGCUACCAACGAACAUGGCUAUGACUCAGAGACGUCUCAGAUACUGGUGGCAGAGCCACCAGCCAUCGCGGUGUCAUGGAGGAAUGUUUCAGACAGUGGGGUUGUGUUUGGGCAUAGCUUGAGGGCCGUGGUCGGGGGACGAGUCGACGUUCGCCUGGGCAGCAACCUCACUCUGGACUGCCCCGUCACUGGCGUUCCUCAGCCCAACGUGACGUGGCACAGGAAGAAUGGACCUUUAGAUGCUGGUGCUGUUUCCUUGCAAUCUGGCUCACUGUGGAUCAGAAAUGUGUCUCUGCACAACCAGGGCACCUACUCCUGCACCGCCACAAACGCCAUAGGAAACUCCACUGCCUCGACUGUCCUGCAGGUCUAUGGUCCAUACCCUGCUGGAGGGAGCAGGGUGGUCCCAGUGUCACAGGAGCUGAACAAGAGAAGGGUCCUUAUGGCAUCACGUCGUGGAACGAGUGUGUUUAUCAGACCCGGAGACAAUCUACGUAUAGGUUGUCCAGUAGUUCCUGACCACAAACUGCCAGUGCGUUGGGACUUUAACAACCAGACCCUGAAGGAAAUUUUAGUUGUUGCCCAGACCCGGAGUCCUGGUCUGGAUCAGGGUCUGCAGUACAGGAUGCUGGUGGGAGGCCGCGUCCUUGAGGUGAACACACUCCAGGAGAAGUUCUCGGGCCGGUACAGAUGUCAGACCCUCAUCAACAGCACCAGACAAGUACUGUCUGCCUGGAUAUUCAUUCAUGCUGAAGAGUUUGGCUGGCGUUUUGGAGACUGGACUGCAUGUAGCGCUUCCUGUGGGAACAGAGGGACUUGGCUGCGAAGGAUUUGGUGUGUCUCUCUGGAUGGAAAGGACGUGCAGCCCACCAUGUGUCAGAACAUACCGAAACCCAUCACUUCACCAGUUCCCUGCAAUAGACAGGACUGCCCCCCCAGAUGGUCUGUGUCAGAGUGGUCAAAGUGCUCGGCCUCGUGUGGCAGUGGCUGGAAACAGAGGCAGGUCUCAUGUCAGCAGCUGGAUGCCAGAGGUGCAAAGAGGACUCUGACAGCCGCUGCCUGUGAGAGGAUGAGCCGGCCAGCGGACACAGAGCAGUGCACCGCUAAUAACUGCCCGACCUGGGUCACCAGUCCGUGGGGAAAGUGUUCAGGAAGGUGUUUAGGCCCCGCCACCACUGUACAGAAGAGAUCUGUCACCUGCCAACACACCAAUGGCUCCUCGUACACAGACUGUGCACUGUGGGACAGGCCUGCGUCGGUACGCGACUGUUCCUCGGACCUGUGUGAUGUCGAGUGGCGCCCUGGUGCGUGGCGGGCAUGCACAGUAGUCUGCGGGAGUGGCUUUCAGUCCCGCAGGGUGGACUGUGUUCACCGCAAGAGUGGCAGGACUCUGGCUGACCAGCACUGUGCCUGGCUCCAACGGCCCUCCACCUGGCAGCACUGCAACACCGCCUCUUGUGGGAGGCGAUCAGCUACCUCCUUCAUCAGUAACACUUUCAAUCAGGUGAAUGCAAGGACACCACCCAGUACUGCAGCGUGGUGAAGAGGCUGAAGCUGUGCUAUGUGGAUAUGUACAAACACAGAUGCUGUGGGUCGUGUUCACAGGAUGCUGACUCCACCUAGUGGCAGUGAGCGGUUAUAACCACAUUACAUUUUGUUUAUGUACAUGAGACUGAACAAAGACUGAAAGGACAUCAUCUGUGGGUGGAUGCUUCAAGAACUGCAGACGUGUGAAUGGGACAAGCUUCAGUCAAAUUCUUUCACUCCCUAAAAGGAAACUGAAUGGAGCCACAAAAGGCUGGAAGGAUGAGGGGGCUUUAUUUUAUGAUCUGGACCCAACCUCCUAAUAUGAAGUGUUCACUAAGUGGAUCAAAUGGAGUUUUCUGACUUUCCUGCAAACAUUUUGUGUGACAAAAAUGAAUAUGGUGAUGUUGCUUACUGUAGAAUGCAGACCACUGCUCUCCUGUAGAAAAGACUUAGACUGAGCUACUGGUUUGCCAGUAUUGACCUUUAUUAGAUAUGAGCCAGUCAUAUCAUCCACUGCUGAUAUAAGUGAGGUUUUGCAAGUACAUAAAAACAGCCUAGAGAACUUGCAAUCAGUCUUUUCUUUCUUUAAACAGUAUUUAUUUGUGUGAAUGUUCAAAAGUGUUUUCAUAAAAUAAUUCACCUAAACAUAUUUAAAGGAAAUUCUGUUUCAUUACAACUUGGGUCACAUUUUCAUAGUUAUGAACAUCAUUUCUACUCACUGUAUUAACUGCUGGGAUCUGGCAACAUUGCUAAAAGUCAGACGAUCAAUUCAGUUCAAUUUUAUUUGUAUAGCGCCAAUUCAUAACAGAAGUUAUCUCAGGACACUUUUCAAAUAGAGCAGGUCUAGACCGAACUCUUUAUAACAUUAUUUACAGAGACCCAACAGUACCACCAUGAGCAAGACCUUGGCGACAAGGGCAAGGAAAAACUGCCUGUUAAAAGGCAGAAACCUAGGACAGAUCCUUCGGCUCUAGGUGGGUGGUCGUCUGUCUUGACCAGUUGGGGUGAAAGAGAGAGACAGAUAGACAGACAGACAGACAGACAGACAGACAGACAGACAGACAGACAGGUGCACAGCAACAACAGUAGCAACAACUACGCUAAUAGUAGUGACUGAUGAUGAUGAACAUGACAACAGCAAUGAUGGGGGACAAUGAGCAGUGACAACAGCAACAACAGUAACCGUAGCUAUAAUAAUACUUUAUAAUAAUAAUAACACUAAUAUCAGUGAUAUUGGCAAUUGUAGUCAAGCAGGACCAUGGCAGGAGGCUCCACCAGGAUCCAUGAGAACCUGCGAGACAAGAAAACACAAGAACUCCGGGGAAGAAGUGAAGUUAGUAACAUGCAUUAAUGGGACAUGAAUGAGUGCAGAAAGAGAGAGAGAGGAAGAGAGGAGCUCAGUGCAUCAUGGGAAAUCCCCCGAUAGUCUAGGCCUAUAGCAGCAUAACUAAGGGAUGGUUCAGGACUCACCUGAUCUAGCCCUAACUAUAAGCUUUGUCAAAGAGGACUGUCUCUUAAAUGUGGAGAGGGUGUCUGCCUCCUGAACCACAACUGGAAGCUGGUUCCACAGGAGAGGAUCUUUGUAACUGAAGGCUCUGGCUCCUGUUCUACUUUUAGAGACUAUAGGAACCACAAGUAGCCCAGCAUUCAGAGAACGUAGUGUUCUAGUGGGGUAAUAGGGUACUAUGAGCUCUUUAAGAUAUGAAGGGGCCUGACCAUGAAGAGCUUUAUAGGUGAGGAGGAGGAUUUUAAAUUCUAAAUUUUACAGUGCAGAGAAGCUAGUAAAGGAGAGAUGUGAUCUCUUUUUCUAGUUCCUGUCAGUACUCGUGCUGCAGCGUUUUGAAUUUAUUGGAGCGUUUUAAUGGACUUAUUGGGGCAACCUGAUAAUAAAGAGUUGCAGUAAUCCAGCCUUGAAGUAACAAAUGCAUGGAUUAGUUUUUCUGCAUCUGUCUGUGAUAGGAUGUGUCUAAUUUUUGUAAUAUUACGUAAAUGAAAGAAGGCAGUCCUAGAGGUUUGCUUUAUGUGGGAAUUAAAUGACAAAUCCUGAUCAAAGAUAACUCCAAGAUUCCUGACAGUGGUGCUAGAGGCCAAGGUAAUGCCAUCUAGAGUAACUAUAUCUUUAGACAGUGAGUCUCUAAGGUUUUUGGGGCCAAGUACAAGAAUUUUGUUUUUUUCUGAGUUUAACAUAAGAAAAUUGCAGCUCAUCCAGGAUUUUAUGUCCUUAAGACAUGUUUGUAAUUUAGAUAAUUGAUUAAUUUCAUCGGGCUUGAUCGAUAGAUAUAACUGCGUAUCAUCUGCAUAACAGUGAAAGUUAAUGGAGUGAUUCCUAAUAAUGUUGCCUAAAGGGAGUCUAUAUAAAGUAUAUAGUAUUGGUCCAAGUACAGAACUUUGAGGAACUCCAUGACUAACUGUAGUAUUUAUUGAAGAUUCAUCGUUAACAUGUACAAACUGCAAACGAUCUGAUAAAUAUGACUUAAACCAGCUUAGUGCAGUUCCUUUAAUGCCAAUUUGAUGCUCAAGUCUCUGUAAAAGAAUAUUAUGGUCAAUGGUGUCAAAUGCAGCACUAAGAUCUAAUAAUACAAGUACAGAGACAAGUCCAUUGUCUGAAGCAAUCAGAAGGUCAUUAUUAACUUUAACCAGGGCUGUCUCUGUGUUGUGAUGAACUCAGAAAGCUUGUAAGCCAAAUGUUUAGCUGUACGGUACUUUAUUUGGAGGUAAAACUGAAAGUGAGUGCGAAGAUGAUGGCUAAAACUGCAAAAUUAAGACUCAAGUUGUAAUAAACCAAAAGUAUCCUUUAAUCUCUCCUUGACCUGCCCUACCGUUAAAUGGAUACGUUAUAUCACCUUGCUUUGAAGAGCUGCUAACCAUAAGAGACUUUCUCUAGAGUGGGUUCCAAUGUUCCAUGUGUUAUAGUGUCCCAUGAUGCUGUUUCGAAGGCUUUCCCAUCCUGAUAAGUUUAAAAGUUUGGUAGACACACUGAAUUCUUGAUCUCCUAUCUUAAGAUAUUGACAAAAAAAAACAUCAUCACAAAACCCUAAUGGUGUCUUCCGUCUAGAACAUCAUGUUGGCCUUCAAAACACCAUAGCCUAUCUGUAAAAACCAACCCUAUCACCAGAUGGAAUGUUCAUGUUGGAUGAUUCAGCAAAAAGCAGGAUUAUGUUCAGUACCAACAUUUUGUCAUGAUCUACUUCUACUCUGCAUGGCAAUUACAGGAUGGCUGUGGUUAGGGAAUGAUAUUGUUUAUGGCAAAAAAGUGGUGAUGCAUAUAUUGGCCUAACAUCCUGAAUAAAUAAAAAACAAUCGACCAAAUUUUUAUUAUGUUACCUGCCCAGCAUCCCUACAAAUAAGUAAUAGUUAAUUUAUGGUUAAAGGAAAAGGGUAAGCCUAGAGAAUCUCCUUCAGGUAGUUUGGAAUAGGGAGCCAUGGCACAACUCAAGAGUGCACACACCGUGUGGACCUCCAUUCAGCCAGGAGAACCCACAAACUACAAAGUGGCAUGGAAGUACAGAAGGAGAGACAGUGGGCCUAAGGCAAACCUGGUUGGGGCUGGGCAAACCGGUGGUCAUGGGAUUGAAAGCUAGGGCAAAAAUAAGAGUCAAAGAUCCAAAGACAGCAAGAUGUUUCAAGAGGAAGCGGAUUACCAAUAGAAGAAACCUGUGGUCAAGGGAAUGGAAUAAGAGUUGUUCCUGAGUAUCAUUAGCCAUUGAGGGGAAGAUGAUAAGGAUAUGGGUAAUAUGUUGCUUAGGUUUGUGGAUUAGGGUCAAAAACUUUGAUCUUCCAUAUAAAAGUCAGAUGUGCUACACGUUCAUCUACCACCCCGACUUUCAGACCCUAAAGCCCUAUUCGCAGGGUACUAGUAUUACCAGAGGACAUCAUGGGAUUUAGAAAUGACCCACUCAUGUCUGUUACGUGCGGCGAUAAGCAAAAUCUGUAUUUCACUUGAAAAUGAAGCCACUAUUGCUGUGCCACAGCCAUUAACAUGCACAUCUCUCUCAAUUUAAAAACAGCUCAUUCUAAGGGAACAAAAACACAAUGGUUCUUAUAUUCAGGUGAUUAUUUACUAAUGAAAACAUACCUAUGAAUAUUAUAUUCCAUUUCUAACGAUAAAUCCUCCUGAAUGUUACACACUGGAGCUACAAAGGCCAGAAUGCUUCCUGCAUUGGCAUUAAACAUUGCACUGCAGAAUCAUCCAGUAUGAACAUAAUUCCUGGAGAUCCUGGGCUGGUGAAACCCUUAUGUACACAGAAUCAAGCAGUGGGAGUGUUUAAUUUAUAACAGCUAUGUCAGGUCAUGCUUGUAUAUAAAACCGAAUUUAGGAUCAAAAUCCUUCAAGACCAUUCACUUGUGUGAAGGUACUGGGUUGUGAUUGUAGUCAUGUGUCACUGAAGGGGGAAAGAGCUGCUGCGGUUGGUGGCUUCAGUUGUGAAAGCAUGAAUUCAAAACCACAUAUUCAUCAGCACCACUCUAUGAUUCUACACUAUGACAGUACAGAAGGUUUUGUAAAAUAAAUUUGAUAUUACAGUGAAGUGAAGAAGUGAGUGAGAAGCACCAGCACAACACUGAGUUUGACUUAUGGGUCUAUUCAUGUUACCUUUGUGUUGGUUAUCAUACUGAUGUGCUGCAUUGUAAAAUGUCUUGUAUAUACUGUGUUUUAAGUGCAAUAUCGUAUAUUGAGUGUAUGUAGAUUGUGUGAGACUUUUAUUUUCUUACUUAUUCAUGGUUACGGUGUCUUUUUAACUCCUGUUUAAGACCUUAGAAUAUAAAGCACGUGUAAAUGUUGAUUAGGCGGUAUGUUUGCUACCGCUCACCUGUUUUGGUUUUUUUUGCAUGUGUUUAAGCGCAAUCUCCAAUGUUUUAUAGCUCCAUUGUGAAGUGCCAUUCUUCAGUGAUUCUCCCUGGCUACUGAUGACUAUCCAGUAUAUCUGAUUACAGUGCUUGUAGACUUGCGGCUUGACUGAGGGAACAUGAGAUACAACAAAUCAUUAACGUGCUUUAAGAUAACAACUCAAAGAAAUAAAGACAGUUUGAACACUUCAUAAA